Angiostrongylus costaricensis is the source of this 504-nucleotide messenger RNA. Lineage: Eukaryota; Metazoa; Nematoda; Chromadorea; Rhabditida; Metastrongylidae. The record is from the annotation of a GenBank genome assembly.
AUGAUGGAGAUGAAAUUUCCGGACGUCUGCCCGAGGAGCGAUGGACCCCAAUACAAAAUCAUUCCUGAAAUCAUCAAUUUUAUUGUUUGUAGGCAUCUCAACGAUGCCGAACGGAUUUCCGCCAAUGGAGAACUCUAUGACGCUUUCGUUUUCGAAAGCGACCCGACGAGUCAUGGCAUUGCCGCCGAGCCUCAACGACACCAGGUCUCCGCUCCAGAAAACGACUAUCGUGUAGUUCUUUCCGAGCGUCAGACGCUCAUGCGAAUACAGUCAUCCCGGUCCGAUACGCUUUCACAUAAGUCGUUACGCGGUGAAUCGUGUCAUUCGGAUAGCACAAAGGAAUAUGGUCGACGUCUAAACUGUUCAUGGUUGCCUUGCUGUAUGGACGAAGAGGAAGCAGAGGCUUUCGGUCAUCACGUUUCGAUCUUCAUGGUGGCUUUGGUCGCCUUCGCUACGUUCUUCUGCGUCACUCUUAUAUUGGUUUUGGUUUUCUUACUGGGUUAA